GAGACGGACAGCAGCAAGGGGAUUGUGUGGAACCAGUGGGAAUUUCUUUGGAUGACCACACACACAUACACACACACACACAGGACAACAGCCACAGAAAAGGAGCCAAAAAGAGAGAGAGAGGACAGCGCGGUGAGCCUUUACCCAUUCAGCCCCACAGGGAGCGCACAUAGCUCACCUAAAUACAACACACUCACUGUCACACACUGUCACACAUGAACAACUGCACACUGACUCAGACACAAUGAUCCCAUAGCUCACUCUGGCAUACAGACCUACAUUGCCUCUGGCACACUUCACAGAGUAAAGCAAAAAUGACAGAUUUUACACUUUGUAUGUACAACUCUGCAUAACAACGCACAAGGAAGGGGUCAACACCAGAAGAAAGUAAAGUGGAUGAGAAAGACAAACAGGAUCAAGUCAUGUACUGACAGACAGGCAUGGCAACCAUCUCCUGGGAAACGGACUGGGGGGGACUAACCCAUUCCUCUCCAGUGGCGAGGGGAAACAUCAACCUCACAUCCUCCCUCUUUCCGGAUUAUACCAACAUCAACAGCACAAAUGGGGGAGGAUCGCCUUUUCAGAUCUUCCCUGAAAAUGCCUCCGUCUCCACAGGCCCCCCUCCACACACUCCACACCCCCCGAGGGAGCGCAACAUGGCACUAGCCCGGGCAGAAAUUGGGGUUUUGGGCCUGGUUCUGGCCUUGACGGCCCUGGGGAACGGGCUGGUGCUUUGGGUCCUGCUGCGGCGAAGGAAGCACCACGCUCCCAUGCACCUCUUCAUGGUCAAUCUGUGCAUUGCCGACCUGGUGGUGGCCUUCUUCCAGGUGCUGCCCCAGCUGGUGUGGGACAUAACGGAGCGAUUCCAGGGUCCUGAUGCUCUGUGUCGCUCUGUCAAGUACUUGCAGAUCGUCGGCAUGUUUGCUUCCUCAUACAUGAUUGUGGCCAUGACCGUGGACCGCCAUCAUGCCAUCUGCUGCCCCCUACAGGCUUACCGUGGUUGGGGUGACGUCGCCCGCUGGAACGUUCCCUGUCAUGGUGGCAUGGGACUGGCCUUGGUGCUCAGUGUGCCCCAGGUAUUCAUCUUCUCCAGGUCAGAGGUAUCUCCAGGGGUGUUUGAGUGUUGGGGCCAUUUUAUUGAACCCUGGGGUCUUAAGGCCUACGUUACCUGGAUGACGCUGGCUGUAUUCAUACUGCCAGCUCUCAUUAUCACCGUCUGUCAGGUACGAAUAUUCAGAGAGAUCCAUGACAACAUCUACCUGAAGUCAGAAAGAGUGGUAUCGGCAGAGCUUAAGAAGAACUCCGUCCUCGUCCGCUUCCAUAGUGUGGGGAAGGAGGGAGAUAGAGAGAGGGAAAGAGGGAGAGGGGCCAGAGGAGGAGGUGCAGGAGGAAGAGAGGGGAGAGGCAGCCACUUUAUAAAAAUUAAUAGCCCAGAUUCUCGCUCCCAUGGUAACAAUCCCUUUCGUAGUCCCUCCCAUCCAAACUCACAAGGCUCCCACAUGGCUGUGUCACCCUCUCAUACUGGCUCACAGGGAGAGACUCAGCCUACUGCAUCCAACACCUCUAUCUCCAAUCCCAGUCACUCUGGAUUCUGUGGUGACUGCACCAUCCCCGUUCACACCUAUGAUGUCUCCUCUGAUGGUGUACCCCAUGAUUCAUGUCCCUGCACCCCUGAAAUGGACUACCCUCCCCCUGCCACGCCCCUCCCAAUAUCCCCAGCGCCCCCCAGCGUGUCCAGGGCCAUGUCCAAGACGGUGCGGAUGACGUUGGUGAUUGUGCUGGUCUACACUGUGUGCUGGUCACCCUUUUUCAUCGUUCAGCUGUGGGCUGCCUGGGACCCCAACCCUCCCGACCAAGGGGUGGCCUUCACCAUUAUGAUGCUGCUGGCAAGCCUUAACUCCUGCACCAACCCCUGGAUCUACACCGCGUUUUCCAACAGUGUGUCCCGUGAGCUCCAGGCCCUACUGCCCUGCCGCAGUGGCUCCCGGGACCUGCGCAGGGGGUCUGUCGUCAAUGACUCCACCAGCACACACACCUCCACAACUGCCACUAAGAACAGUCUGUACUGA
Molecule: messenger RNA, 2069 nt
Organism: Megalops cyprinoides (Indo-Pacific tarpon)
Lineage: Eukaryota; Metazoa; Chordata; Actinopteri; Elopiformes; Megalopidae
Product: vasopressin V2 receptor-like
Exons: 8
Coding region: 441-2069 (542 amino acids)
Biological process (GO): G protein-coupled receptor signaling pathway; regulation of systemic arterial blood pressure by vasopressin; positive regulation of vasoconstriction
Cellular component (GO): membrane
Molecular function (GO): vasopressin receptor activity; peptide binding
Source: RefSeq, a predicted model, not a curated record